Molecule: messenger RNA, 1158 nt
Organism: Trichomonas vaginalis G3
Lineage: Eukaryota; Parabasalia; Trichomonadida; Trichomonadidae
Exons: 1
Coding region: 1-1158 (385 amino acids)
Source: RefSeq, a predicted model, not a curated record
AUGAAUCAAAUAUCAUUUGUUCUUCAGUCAAACAUGAAAGAGUCACUCAAAAUGAUUAAAUUAUUUAAAGAAGAAGGUAAAACCAUAACAGCAUGGGACGUACUAUUAAAUCAAUUGUCUUCAUUAACCGUUAAGGGUGUUUGCUUUAAAUCUGAUUCUCCAGAUGUUUUCUCAACGUUUCAGGGUUAUAAAUACAACAUUCUUGAAAAGCCUGAUUACUCAAAAAUUGAGAGGUUUAUGAAUUUCAUUAAAGAAGCCAUUUGUGAUAAUAACGAUGAAGUGUAUAAAUACCUUCUCGGCUGGAUUGCAUCAAUGAUUCAACAUCCUGGAAUCAAGAAUGAAACAGCAAUUAUUUUGAAAGGACUUCAGGGAACAGGUAAAAACAGAUUUACAGAUAUUAUUUCUGAACUUCUCGCUGGUUAUUCAUGUAAAAACAUUACUGAAAUAAGUGAGCUAACGGGUAAUUUCAACUCAGUAGUUGAAAAUAAAAUGUUUCUUGUACUUAAUGAACUCAAGAAUGUAGGUGAAGACAGACUCGCAAACUUCAACGCUUUGAAAUCAAUUAUUACGGAUAAUGAGAUUAGAAUUAAUGAAAAGAAUCAACCCAGAAGAACAGCACAGAACGUUGCAAACUUCAUUUUCGUAACUAACAACGUCUACCCUGUCAAAAUUGAAGUUGGAGACAGAAGAUACAUAGUUUUAAGGGUUAAUGGUAAAUUCAAGGGUCAAUUUGAUUACUUCAAGAAUUUAAUGGAUUCAUGCACUAAGGAAUUUUAUGAUAAUUUACUGACGUAUUUUAUGCAAUAUGACCUUUCGUCAUUUAAUGUACGAAUCAUACCGAUGACUGAAGCCAAACAAGAUUUAAUAGAAUUAUCAACAAAUCCUUUAGAUGAAUGGAUAAAUACACAUUAUGAUGAAUUAUGUGCAGGUAUGACGUGUAAAAAUGCUCUAUUCUGCAAACCAUCAGACAUGAAAGACAAAAACUUUCAAAUGAGCAUUAAGGAUAAAUGUGAAAGGAAACAAAGAAAAAUAGAUGGUAAACAAACAUGGUAUUAUGUUUUGAAAGAAGAAAUGAAAGGAUUAUAUAAACAAAUUGAACCAAACGAUAAUGAGGAAUCAUUUACUGACGAUGAAAUACCUGUGAAUGAAGCUUUAUAA